Molecule: messenger RNA, 1137 nt
Organism: Metarhizium brunneum ARSEF 3297
Lineage: Eukaryota; Fungi; Ascomycota; Sordariomycetes; Hypocreales; Clavicipitaceae
Cellular component (GO): extracellular region
Molecular function (GO): NAD+ poly-ADP-ribosyltransferase activity
Source: RefSeq, a predicted model, not a curated record
AUGAAGGCACACCAGUGGCUUGCAGUCUUUGCACUAAGUUCCCUCGCGGCCCCUGAGCACACGAAUCUACUUCCCUCUCAGUCUAAUCGCGUCAGGAACUCUGGCGGUUUUGACAUCGAUCCCGCGUUAUCGAACAAGACCGCUCUUGGCAUCAUUCCAGACAACUACGAUGCAGUGAAAAGGCGUGACUUGGUUUUACGGGGAGACAUUCUUAAGCGUCAGGCUCCCACAAGCCCCUCCACCAUGUCGGCAGAUGGAGCUUCCCAAAUAAAGGUGUCAGGUGGCAAACAAGGGGUACUCUACCAUGGAGAUUCUCGACCACCUGCUGAAGUAUUCAAGUCGGGAUUCACGCCACAGGGAGGGGACACGAACCUGCAGCAUCACCUGAGCUUUACUGGUAACUCGGCAUUUACCUCGGUCACCCGGUCGCCUCAAUCAGCGGAACGAUACGCCUUUGGGUGGACUGGAGCACAGAAACAUAAAGGCUACAUCUAUGUUAUAGCUCCUAAAGACGUACCGAGAGGAUACUGGGUUCCGGGAAUAUACCCAUCGGACCGUGUAGUCAUCAACAACCAGGAAUUUGCUGUACAGGGUGCCGUUACAGGCUCGAGUAUCGUACACGCCUAUGAGGUACCUAAACGAAACCCGUCGGACAGAUCUGUGACGAUUAAGAAUGAGAAUUACGUCUUGAAGAAGUCUCCAGGAUGCUUGGGCUUGAAGAGUAAACCAGCUCUUUGUGACCCAGCCAAGGGUGAAAACGGCAGGUCAGGACCAAAGGUCAGCAAGUCCAGCCGCUUCCGCGUGGCCAAGUCAGUUGGCAAAUCUGUAGCAUUCAUGGCCGUGGUGCCCUACGCUCGCGACUUGCUCAACUUGCUCAAGCAGUGGGAUAAUCCCAUCGGACACGCCGUGAAAUGGUUUGACGACGCCAUUACUAGCCUUGAGGAAGUUAUUGGCGGGCCCCAACGCAAAGACAUUUACGGCAACGAACUUCAGGGUCGAAUUAUUGACGCACUAAAGAGUAUUAGUCUUGACUCAGUUUCUGGCGGUACUCCUUGCCCUUGCUCAGAGUGGACUAGCACAAAAGCACUGUCGUCCUGGCGAGCAUUGUUGCGGGCGCGGACCACUCCCAGAUGGUAA